Molecule: messenger RNA, 2482 nt
Organism: Pygocentrus nattereri (red-bellied piranha)
Lineage: Eukaryota; Metazoa; Chordata; Actinopteri; Characiformes; Serrasalmidae
Gene: kifbp
Product: kinesin family binding protein
Exons: 7
Coding region: 38-1942 (634 amino acids)
Molecular function (GO): protein binding
Source: RefSeq, a predicted model, not a curated record
AUCUGGCAACACGGGCUCGGGCGUAAGCGAAAACAACAUGGCAUCCGUCAACAGUCGAGAGUGGAGGGCGGUGUGUGAGAAAUUUCUUCGCUCGCAAGAGCUUUCCGAAAAAGAGUCUAGAAAAGACCCGGAGAACGACCCUUUCCGCUCGAAGUACGAAGCGAGGGAGCUGCUGAAGGAGAUUUACUGCUUUCUGAAGAAUGUCGACGCAGAUGAGAGUGAGGAGGAGGAGGAGGAGGGAGAAGAAGAGGACGGCCAGUGUGAGCAGAGCGAGUCCGAGGGAGGGGAGGCUGCAGGCGGGAGAACCCACCCGGGAGACUCCCGGGCCGGCCUCAGAGCAGCCAAGCUCGGGGUGGUUGAGUACUAUUUGGGCGUGAACCACAUUGAAACAGAGGAGCUUUCCGCGGGCGAGGAGCAUCUGAUGAGCUGCGUGAAGCUGCUGGAGAAGUGUGCAGUGACUCGGGAGAACGUCUCCCUCUGCAUCCAGGCCAGGAACCAGCUUGGGAUCCUGUGGGCUGGACGAGAUGAAACUGAGAAAGCUCAAGGCUUCUUGGAGACCGCCAAAUCCAUUUAUGUUCGCUACAUGAAGGAGGAUGGUCAGCCACCACUGGAUUUGGUGGAUUUCUUUGUGGUGGAGCAAGAGGCACCAUCCCAGCAAGAGAGAAUGAGGAGAUUUGAAAUGGUGUACACCCACACCCUUUACUACCUGGCUCAAGUUUAUAAAAAUCUGGAGCAGUAUGAGAAAGCUGGACAGUACUGUCACAGUACACUGCAAAGACAGCUGAAAUUCAGCCAGUUUGUGCCGCUUGAGUGGGCCAUCAAUGCUGCUGCACUGUCACAAUACUAUAUCACAAAGACACGAUACAUGGAGGCACGGCACUGCUUGGCUGCAGCUAAUGUUAUUGCUGGCCUUGCUGGAGAAGUCCCUUCAGAAGCUGCUGCCAAAGAAAGUGAAGUUGAAUACGAAAAGCGUGAACAACUGCGUCAGAAAAGAGCUGAAAUUGCCAGAUGCUGGAUCAAAUAUUGUCGAAAUCUCUUAGAGGAUGCCAAAAAACUUCUGGAGGACAACAUUGGAGAACUAGACCUAGAUCGUCAGGAAGAGAUGCUGAGAGCACGCCGUGAUGAGGAAGAGGAAAAAGAGAGAGGACGGAAGAGCGCUGUCCUCUUCGAUUCCAGUGACACCUUCGACUCGAUUUGCAGACAGGAAGAGAAAGUGAGCUCUGUGCUCCCCCUGAUUUUCGAAGAAGCCUCUGCUAUCUUCCUGGUGGGUCAGGGCUAUGUGGCCCAGGCCAAGGAGUAUUUCGAGAUGGAUGGUCAUGUAACAGAUCACAUUGAGAUCCUUCAGGACCACAGCGCGCUCUUCAAGGUGUUGGCCUUUUUUGAGGAGCGCUUGGAGCGCCGCUGCAAGAUGCACAAGCGGCGUGUUGAUAUCCUGGAGCCGAUCUGCAAGGAUUUGAACCCUCAGUACUACCUGCUGAUCUGUCGACAGCUGCAGUUCGAACUUGCCGAAACCUUUAACGAAAUGAUGGACUUGAAGCUGGGGGUGGCUGAUAAGCAGGAUCAGCCGGAUGCACACACCAUCAAGAAGUUAAACCACUUGUGUACCUCAUCCAUCAAGUACUACCAGAUGUUCCUGGACUCCAUCCGUUCACCAGAAGGCAAGUUCCCCGAGAAGUUGGAGGAUGAUCUGCUGAGACCAGCGUUAGCGGCCAAGUUUCGUGUCGCUCGGCUACAGUCCAAGAUCAUCACCACAAACCUGAAUGCUCAGCUGGAGAAUCUCAACCACUCACUUGAUUCUUACAACUUUGUUGUGCAGUAUUGUGAGGAGAACCCAGAAGCCAAGAAAGCAGUGGAAACUGAGCUGGAGCUCAGUGAAGAGAUGGUGUCUCUUCUACCGAUGAAGAUCAAUAGAAUAAAAUCCAAACUAGCAUCCUCCAACUGAUGUGCAGUAGUGAUGCUUGACGUAAGUAUGACUGUUAUAAUUAGGGCUGCACAAUAUGGACCUUGAUUCAUCAAAACCUGCUUAUCUGGAGCUGCGAUUGGUGAACUCUCAGGAACAGACGUCAUGAUUAGAGACUAAUUUAUUGCAGCCUUCUGCAUUUCAGUAUUGCAGAGGUUAAUAUUGAAUAAGGAAACACUACAUUGUGCAGCCUUAAUUAUAAUAUGUUCUUGACAGCUGACAUAGAAACAGAACUAAAUCUACUUCACUCUGCCAUAUCACUACCACAGAUCACUUCACAUUCUCCAUGUGAAAGACACCCCAACAUCCCAGCCUUAUUCACUUAUUCUUGUGCAAACCUGCGACCAGAUUAGCUCUCAGAAGCUUUUGCUGUACUGUCUAAAGUCCUUGCUAAACUGCAUGAAGCAAAAAUCACUAAUUUAUUUCAAAGUGCAAUGCCUUGUGAUGUACUUGUCUCAGUUAAAGAUAUAAAUAAAAUGUAACAAUAAAUGUACUUCGCCUCCAAUAAAAUGCUUUUCUUUA